Messenger RNA from Phytophthora nicotianae INRA-310, 1635 nucleotides. RefSeq lists its product as hypothetical. NCBI's taxonomy places the organism in Eukaryota, Oomycota, Peronosporomycetes, Peronosporales, Peronosporaceae. The transcript has 3 exons. Gene Ontology annotation, biological process: intraciliary transport; cilium assembly. The coding region runs from base 70 to 1575 and encodes 501 amino acids. Gene Ontology annotation, cellular component: centriole; intraciliary transport particle B; cilium. The record is from RefSeq and is a predicted model, not a curated record.
CUUACAUUUUUAUCUGCAUCCGACGGACGCGACCUUUUAGGAUCCACUUGCUGGACCUGCCUACUCGGGAUGGACAGCCAGGAUGAUGCACGGGGCGGAGGCGCUGCCAAGUCGGCCACCGUGCUGUUUGACGCGUCCAAGAAGGAGCAAUUCUACCCGACCAGCGGUCUCAAGAAGCUCGCGCGCAAGCUCAAGCCGCUGUGUCGCGUGGAUGUCAAUAAGGACGAUCUGUCCCGAGACCGGAUAAAAGACGCUAGCGUGCUGGUAUUUGCCGGUAUACGCGAGCGCUUCAGCUCCACGGAAUUUGCCACACUCAAAGAAUUUUUGAACGGCGGCGGCAGUAUCCUGCUCAUGCUGGGCGAGGGAGGCGAGCAGACGUUCGAUACGAAUCUCAAUGGCUGGCUCAAAGACUUUGGCAUCUUUGUGAACCCGGACGCAGUUAUCCGGACGGUCUACCACAAGUAUCACCACCCCAAGGAAGUACUCAUCUCUAGCGGCGUCGUGAACAGAGAGCUCGCGCGCAUGGUUAACGAGCUGUACGGAAGGAAAGAUUUAUUGAUAUCUGGACGCGAGGCCAAGCCGACAGGACCGGGCGGUGCGCUUGAAAAAGACCAGAAGGGACUCACUUUUGUAUACCCCUAUGGAGCUACUCUGACGGUCAAGAAACCAGCAGCAUCUUUAUUAUCAUCAGGCUUCAUUUCAUACCCUGUAAACAGACCCGUUGUAGCUGCGUGGCAAGAAGGCGGCGUAGCAGCACCAGCCUCAAAAUCAGGGCGACUUAUCGUGUUUGGAUCCGCUCAAUGCUUUGUGGACGAGUGGAUCGAUAAAGAAGAGAAUGCUAAACUCCAGGAGAUUAUUUUCCGCUGGUUGUUGAAAGACAAGAGCAUCAGUUUAAACCAUCAGGAUGCCGAAGAUCCGGAUCUGAACGAGUACGUUCGCUUGCCUGACACUCAAGCACUCAGUGAUCGACUACGUUCUUGCAUGCAAGAGAGCGAAGAACUGCCAAAAGACUUCACAAGACUCUUUGACGACUCGCUCUUCAAGUUUGACACGUCUCUCAUUCCCGAAGCAGUUAAUCUAUAUCGUGAGCUUGGCGUCAAGCACGAGCCUCUUACGCUCAUUCCGCCUCAGUUCGAGUGUCCAUUGCCGCCACUUAAGUCUGCUGUAUUUCCUCCAGCACUGCGUGAACCCCCUCCACCAGCAUUGGACCAAUUCGAUCUGGACGAACACUUUGCGAGUGAAUCUUUACGACUCGCACAGCUUACAAACAAGUGCUCGGACGACGAUCUGGAGUAUUACGUACGCGAGAGUGCCGAUAUCUUGGGUAUUUUACCGCGACUGGAUCCAGAACGCAGUGAUGCUAAGCACGUCCUCGAGUUUAUCUUUCAAAAGAUCGUCAACUUCAAGAAACUUAACCAAGAUACAGCUCCAGUUGUCGUGGGAUCCAGCGAUCUUAAUAGUGAGAACACUGGUAACAUGCGAGCUUCACUUGCAAACCUUGCAGAGUCCAAAGAGUCAAAGGAGUCGAAGGAGGACGACGAGGACGAAUAUGAUGCCAAGGCUUCCACGCCAUGAGGUGUAGCAAUUAUUGCACAAUAAUGCAGUAAUAUAACUGUAUUUUAAUUUCUUUACUUA